CUGCCUGCUAGCUGGGACUGGUGCCUCUGCACAUACUAGGUGCUGGAUGUGUGGCUAUUUACACUAUUGGACCCUCAGGACUUUGUACUGCUUCUUCCAGCCGGAGGUCAAGACAUCGCAGGAUAGGCAAUGCAAUAAGUGGAUUUUAGCCAUCAGACGAUGUCUGCAUUGUAUAGUUGUCUGAAAGGUAAAAAUGAUGCAAUUAUGGCUGCAAACACUUCGGAAGGAGCACAGACUGUGAUGCUUGAAGAGCCUCAUGAAGAAUGUUCUGGAAAAAAGAAAUCAAAGUUCCAGGCUUUCAAAAAAUUAUUUGUCAAAAAGAAAAGGAAAGAAUCUACAGCACCUAUUAAAGAAAGCAAUCUAAAACCCAGUCAGUCCAGUAGCGAUGUCAGUGGAUCUGGAGCCAACACAACUGCUUUUGAUGCUGACCAAGAAUCAGUGUCCAAGGGAAAUAUGGGGAGCAAGGCAGUAUCUCACGACAGUGUAUUUAUUUCUGAGAUGGAGAGCUCCGUGAAGGAAGAUAUCUCUCAGGAGUGCACCCCCGGGAAAGUGAAAGCAUUACAGCUGCAGCUCCAGCAGAACAUCCGGAUAGGGUCUCCACCACAGGGUAUUGUCCCCAAGAAACUUGAGGAUUCUGGGACGCUUUCAGAAGAUGAUGGUUUACCGAGAAGUCCCCCAGAAAUAACUUCAUUGCAUGAGAUUCUUGCCCGCUCAUCAGGGAAGUCUCCAAACAGUGCACAGAGACGCAAUUCUAUAAGUUUAGGAGGAACAGACAGUGAAGACGAACCGGAAUCUUCUGAACUGUCUUCACGUCCCACCAGUCCAUCGCACUCCAAUGUCCUUUUGUGUCCUACCUCUCCAGUCAGCCAUUUCCCUCUAGCAGAUUUUACAUCUCCAGCAAGUUCUGUGAGCUGUCUGGAUAAUUCUGCAGCAAAGCACAAGAUAUUAGUUAAGCCAAAGAAACGGAGACCACCAAUCAUGAAUGUGAAACCAACACAGGGUACUAAUAGGACUAACAAGCCAGUACAAAUUAAAAGGGGAGAAGAGAACGAUAACAUGGUUGAAGAGCAACUAUUUGAAAUCCCAGACUUGGACAAAUGUUCUGUACACGAGGCAUCAAGUGAAGUUGUCAAAAUCGCAGAAGAUGUUCUGCAGAAACCAGAGGAAGAUAUUGUUGUGUCUGUUUGUGAACCACAAAUGGAUGUUUCCAAAAAGGACAAUACACCUUUGAUUUUGGAAGUCCCUCUGCUUGAAAACCAGAUAGUAUCAUUUCAAAAUGAAGCUGUAUGUAGUGAAACUGAUGUGGAUUUCAAUGAAACUCUUGUAUCUAUAGGAGAUCGGGUGGACAUAGCUGAAGAAUUGGAAAGUGAUGAAGUUACUACUUCACCACAGACCUAUGAUUUCCAACCUACACAUGAAAAUAAUGAGAUUACAAUUACAGUUAUACCUUCUGAAAUCAGUAGUGUUGAAACUCCUGAAGGUAACACUGUUCAAAUAGAAAAUCCUAAUUUAAACACCAGCCAAGACUUGGUUUGUGGAUCAAUAGGAAAUUAUGAGCCAAAUCUGGAAGAAGCAGUAGCAACUGCAGUGAGUGUAAUAUCACAUGAAGAAUACAACGAACUUGGCACAGUAUUACCAGACAUACAAAAUGAUUUAUUAAAUGUGUCCAAAAGUGAUUUAGUUGAAACUGAUACCUUAGAAAACCGUAUGUUAUCAAUACAAACAGUCACUUCCAUGAUAAAGGAUGACGUUCAAGAGGUUCAGGUUGCUUGUGAAUGUGAUAGAUCACAUGAAAGUAAUGAAAAACAUCUAGAUACAGUAGAAAUACAAAAUACAGAGGCCAUCCUAGAAGUAUCCGAUCAACUGGUUGCAAACAAUGAGGGUAAAAAUGAGCAACUGCCUUCUGAACAAAAGACAGAAACCUCCGAUCUGAGUAUUACUGAGGUUAAGGAUGACCAGUGUGAUGUAGAUAAUGUACCUGAUAGCAAAGCGCCUGUGAUAACAAAUGCAAAUGACUCUAGCUACACAAAAGUCACCACCAAUGCCCAUGAUUUUGGUAUUUUUGCAAAUAGUGAAACUUCAGCAGAAAUAGUCAAAGAAAUUAAAUCAGCAGAGCCAAUUCCAGACAGUAACAUUAAAGGAUCCAACAAACCAAUAAGAUUUACUGUAGCCCCUGCAUGGCAAAGAGUGCAUUCAAGUGGAUCUAGUGUGAAAGACAGCCCCUUCAUCAAGAAUGCCAUAGGUAAUAUUGUCAGGUCUGGAUCAUUAGAUAGUGCAGAUGAGUCUGUAGUACAAAGUAGUAGUGAGAAGAAGAAUGUUCAAAAAGACCAAGAGGAAUCCUGUGGUCAUUUUGGUGUCAGGUUAAGGCGGACUUCAUCUUCCAUAAAAUAUAAUGAAGACCAUCAAGAAGAUUUUUCCACAGAAGACUUAUCUCCUGUGGAUAGCUCAUCCUUACUUCCAGGGAAAAGCCUGCAAACCCCUAAAAGGACAACGUUUAAUAUUGACUGUGCAAAAAUGUCUUCUAAUGAUGAGGAAAAAGUCACUCCAGAAGUUAGAAGUCAACCAAAACCAAAAGCAGAUCAUUCACCACCAGAAAACACAGAACCUGCAUGGAUUACAAUGGCAAAACUGAAACAAAAGGGGUUUCAGGAGCAUCCACUUGCCAGAGAACAGAGUAGCGCAACUGAAAAAAAUGAGAAAGUUAAGGAAACAGAAUGUAUCCAGAAAAAAUAUAUAGUCACAAGUCCCCAAGUAGUAGAAGAAAAGAGGUCUGAACAAGCAGCUGCUGACAGUCCAGCUGCACCAGAGGUGGCACAACCAGAUUCUGAGAAGAGCACCCCCUCUACACAACCACAAAACCCAGAGGAACCGCCAUGGUUUGUACUUGCCAAAAAGAAGGCAAAAGCAUGGAGUGAGAUGCCUAAAAUUGUGCAGCAGUGAUAAAUAUACGUCUCAAGUCUCAUUUUUGUGUGUCUUUAUUAACUGUGAGACAUCAGCCAACGAUCCAAGGUUCUUCUCUAUGUAUUCAUGUUCUCUGCCUUGACAUAAGGAAACCAGUAUUUUUUAUUUUAUAAAAGUCUUAAAGGAAACUCCCUUUUUUUUAUACUCUAAAAGGGCUUAAUGGCCAGAUAAGUGCACAUUUUUUUUUUUGGUUGCGUCAUAUCAUGACGUUUUUGUGCAAAUUAAUCAGGUGCAGUGCAAGAUCUAAAUAGUUAUUCUCCCUGCUGUAUACCAUUGCA
This is a messenger RNA of Bufo bufo (common toad), 3239 nucleotides long. RefSeq names its product KIAA1210 ortholog. Bases 160 to 2940 code for a protein of 926 amino acids. The record is from RefSeq and is a predicted model, not a curated record. The transcript is spliced from 13 exons. Lineage: Eukaryota; Metazoa; Chordata; Amphibia; Anura; Bufonidae.